Messenger RNA from Penicillium diatomitis, 828 nucleotides. RefSeq lists its product as uncharacterized. Lineage: Eukaryota; Fungi; Ascomycota; Eurotiomycetes; Eurotiales; Aspergillaceae. The transcript has a single exon. The record is from RefSeq and is a predicted model, not a curated record. Bases 1 to 828 code for a protein of 275 amino acids.
AUGUCCGAUGUAUCAGCCCACAAAUAUUCUCUGCAAUCCGUUGGUCAAGCCGGAUUCAUCACGCUAGAUCAAGUAGAAUCUGCUGGAAUUCAACUCUGCGAAGGACGUUUGACACCGCGACCGAGAAUCUCCGGCGAUUCUAUCAGUGUCGUUUUCAUCGUCGCGACUGAUAAUGACAAGAAGUUGCAGAACAUGGAUCAACACAUGCAAGAAAGUCUCCGCAAGCUUCGCGAAAAGAUAGCAAAUCCAAUCCAACUUCUCGGCACUUUCUGCCUGCGCGAAGUGGACUCCGGUGUCCCAGCUCAGCCACAAGGUUUCAAGGAAGGCGUCACCGGCGCCGCCGGAAAGUAUGGCCGCAUUGGAAACGCUUUCAUCGCCGUCAAAAACUUUCAAGAUGGAUUAGCUAAAGAAAUCAAGAUAUCCAAGGAGCUGGCAAGUGCGAUUGAGGACGCGGAUGUUCAUAUUUUUGGUGGACAGGAGGCGUCCCCGGACCUGGAGCAUGAACCGCCAUAUGAGCCGAACUACCUUGCCUGCUACAAUGCCACCGAGUCCCCUGUACCCCAGAAGGAGCGCUACUGUGUGGUGAAAAGCCCUGGACUGGAGGUGAUCAAGGCCGCCGUCGAGGAAGCUAUUGGACGCAAUAAAUCACUGGACGAAGCUGGCAAGGACUGGACCGGUGGUAAAAUUCUUGUGGAACGCGGAGUGGUGAAAAGCGCCUCCAAUUGGCACCCAGAGCUUGGAAAAGAAAAAAAGGAUCGAUUUGAGUAUGCAAAUGAGGGUUUGGUGAAAAUGCACCUACCUGAAGUGUGGUUCAAACAUCUCUCCUAA